Molecule: messenger RNA, 1905 nt
Organism: Anoplophora glabripennis (Asian longhorned beetle)
Lineage: Eukaryota; Metazoa; Arthropoda; Insecta; Coleoptera; Cerambycidae
Gene: Bem46
Product: protein ABHD13
Exons: 4
Coding region: 170-1225 (351 amino acids)
Cellular component (GO): membrane
Molecular function (GO): palmitoyl-(protein) hydrolase activity
Source: RefSeq, a predicted model, not a curated record
UCAAUCAGAAAAUUUAUUUGUAAUUUAUUUAACAUACAUGUUUCCCAUGUUUCCAAACUAGUAUUUCUAAUAAAACGAAGAAAUAAUAAUGACUUAGAUAUUACUUGUAAUAAUGGUUGUGCUACACAUUAUAUAAAUUAAUAAACAAAUAUCGCAAUAAUAUAAUAAAAUGGGAGGUUACGUACCAUUUUCCAGGAUUACAGCUAUAUUGUUUAAAAUGGUUUUAAAAGUUUGGGCCUACUCUGGCCUAGUCUUAGUGUUCUGUUUUUUACUGUAUUAUAUGUAUGGUGGAAUAUUUGCUAUAUUAUUAUUAUUUUUUGCUGUCACAGGUAUUUUAUACCAAGUUCAGGAUAGUUUACUCUACAAUCCAGAAUUGCCAAGCCAUUCUAGAGUAUAUGUACCAAUACCAUCCAUGUUCAGCCUUCCUUACGAAAGUGUAACUACUAGAUCUUUAGAUGGAACACAGAUUCAUAUGUAUUUUAUACAUCAACCGAACGAAAGGCAGCGUAAUGCACCAACAAUAAUCUUUUUCCAUGGUAACGCAGGAAACAUGGGUCAUCGUUUACAAAAUUGUGUAGGACUAUACCAUAAUUUACAUUGCAAUAUACUGCUGGUUGAAUAUAGAGGCUAUGGUCUUUCAGACGGUAGUCCUUCAGAAGAAGGAUUGUAUAUGGAUGCUAAAGCCAGUAUCGAUUAUUUAUAUAUGCGAAAAGAUAUUAAUCAUUCUGAAAUAAUUGUGUUUGGAAGGUCUCUUGGUGGCGCUGUUGCUAUUGACUUGGCAGUAAGAGAAGACUAUACCAAUAAGAUAUGGUGUCUCGUUGUAGAAAAUACAUUUACGAGCAUCCCUGAUAUGGCUAAAGUAUUGUUAGGUUGGCGAAUGCUGCAAUACUUCCCUCUGUUUUUUUAUAAAAAUAAGUUUUUCUCAUAUCAAAAAGUGAAGCAAUUGAGAAUUCCAACGUUGUUCAUAUCAGGCAUGGCCGACACCCUCGUUCCUCCCCGUAUGAUGUUUGAGCUGCACAACCGCUGCAGCAGCAUAAGAAAGCAACUAUUACAGAUACCGAAUGGCACGCAUAAUGAAACCUGGCAAGUCCACGGUUAUUACCACUCAUUGGCUGUGUUUCUCCAAAGCUGUAGAUUAAAAAAUAUGGAACAAUACGAUAUUAAAAUAGAUAAUGGAAAAACACAGAAUACUAGUAGUAUAUGGAACAAUGUACAAACUAUAUAAGUAAUUUAAUUUAUAUACAAUUUUGACACUCAAGUCACCAACGUGAUAAUGCUGUGAGAGUUGGAUUAAGGUAAUUUUUUUAUAUUCCUGUAAUAUAAAUAUUGUCAAGUCGUAUUAAUUCGCAUGUGGUUAAUUUUAAAAGUUUCUUAGAAAAUAUCCAAAAGAAAGCGUACGUAUUACAACUUUUUAUUUUAUUAAUUUAUGUCUCUCCACAAAGGUAAUAUUAGUAUUAGGUAGCUCCUUCUGUGAUUCCUCGAUAAUUUACUUAUUAGGGAUUUUUGUAUUAAAUGAAAUGUAUAGAUAAAAAUUAAAAAUUUUUAUUAUUUGAUAUUUAUGUACUUGGUAGAUAACCGAUUUUUUCGGUAUUUAAGUUAAAAAUAAGACAUCUCAAAUUUUAUUUAAGAACUUUGUACACUCCAUAAAUAGGCUCAAUUUACCAAAAGUUUUUUUUUUAUGGUUAUUAUCAUAGUGUGCUGUGUGAUGAUAUACUUAGAAUUAGAACAUUACUUCUGGAAAUACUCACUGCUACUACUGUCAGUACUAUUAAAAACGCUAGUGCCAGGAGAAAGUUAAAAAAAAACUAAUAUUUAGUGCAAGAUAAGCAUGUAGAGGUGUUUCAAUAUCUCAUGAGCCGCGAAAGGCGUGGCGUAUCCGCAUAAUUUUUCUAAUAAGCAUGUUGU